AUGGCUCCAUCUGAUCCUUCUAUCAAUCCUUCCCCGCAAGAUGCCCCCUCAAUUCCUUCAAUACUCCUUGAAGAAGCUGAUGCAGCGGCAGCUUCUGCACUUGAGGAAGGAGGAGACGCAAAUGUCGCCAGUCCGGGUCCUGAGGGACAUGUUCGACACCAUGGUGACGCUUCCACCAACGUGGAGGAGGUACCUCCGCCUGCCUACAAUGGUGCAGACUAUGGCCAGUUAGAUAUUGACCAGAACGGUAUGGAAACGGGUGCUCGGAUUGCUAGUGAUGGCCGAGUCAACAUCAAGAUCAACCAGCGCAGUUGCAAACUCACGGACCUGCUCAUCCCCGCUCUUCGUCGCCAACUCGAACUGCAGAGAGAGAAAGCUGCUGCGAAGCCUUCGGUUCCUGAAGGCUUAGGCGAGACAGAAGGCUUACCACCUCCUCCUAUGAACAUUGUUAUCCAGAUUGUUGGUAGCAGAGGAGACGUGCAGCCAUUUGUAGCAUUGGGACAGGUGUUGAAGAACAAGUACAAUCAUCGUGUGAGGAUAGCGACUCAUCCUACGUUCAAACAAUUCGUCAAUGAAAACGGCCUCGAGUUCUUCAGUAUAGGUGGAGAUCCGGCCGAGCUGAUGGCAUUCAUGGUCAAGAAUCCUGGUCUUAUGCCCGGUUGGGACUCCCUCAGGAAUGGCGACGUGGGAAAGCGGAGGCGCGCAAUCUACGAGAUGAUCACGGGAUGUUGGCGGUCGUGCAUCGAAGCUGGUGAUGGCACUGGCGUGCAGGUAACCGACGACAAUAUGGAUACUCGCAGCUUCGACAGUGGCGUUUCUUUGAAUGGCGACCUGACGCAGAAACCCUUCAUCGCUAAUGCCAUCAUUGCGAACCCGCCCAGUUUUGCACACGUCCACAUUGCCGAGAAACUUGGUAUACCUUUGCAUUUGAUGUUUACUAUGCCUUGGUCGCCUACGCAAGCCUUCCCUCACCCGCUUGCCAACAUCAUCUCCUCCAACACCGACCCUAAUAUGGCCAACUUUGUCACAUAUGCUUUAGUUGACAUGCUGACCUGGCAAGGUCUGGGCGACAUUAUCAACCGGUUCCGUGAGAGAACCCUCGGCUUAGAGCCUGUCAGUAUCAUGUGGGCGCCAGGGAUGACAAGCCGACUAAGAAUUCCAUGGACUUACUGCUGGUCUCCUGCCUUAAUCCCAAAGCCAGCCGACUGGGGCGACCAUAUUGACAUUUCUGGAUUCUUCUUUCUAAAUCUCUCUACAAGCUAUACCCCUCCACAGGAACUGGCAGACUUUCUAGAGGCUGGUCCUCCUCCUGUCUACAUUGGCUUCGGUUCAAUAGUGGUCGACGAUCCUAAUGCGAUGACUAGGAUGAUCUUCAAGGCUGUUGAGCAGACAGGACAGCGAGCAAUCAUCUCCAAAGGUUGGGGUGGCCUGGGAGCUGAUGAAUUGGGUAUUCCUGAUGGUGUAUUCAUGCUGGGCAAUUGUCCUCACGAUUGGCUUUUCAACCGCGUUUCUUGUGUUGUCCAUCAUGGCGGCGCUGGGACCACAGCUGCUGGUAUCUUGGCUGGUCGCCCAACUGUGGUCGUUCCCUUCUUUGGUGACCAGCCAUUUUGGGGCUCGAUGCUAGCGAGGGCUGGUGCGGGUCCACCCCCAAUCGCGUACAAAGACCUGACGUCGGACAAGUUGGCGGACUCGAUCAAAGAAGCACUGAAACCAGAGUCGCUUGAGCGUGCUAGGGAAUUGAGCGCGAAAAUCAGGUCGGAAGACGGCACAAGCGUCGGAACUGAGUCGUUCCACAAGCAUGCCAAUUUGCCAGAGCUAAGGUGCUCUUUGCUGCCAACGCGCACAGCAGUCUGGACAGUCAAGAAAACCAAUAUUCGACUAUCACCCCUAGCUGCUGCGGUCUUGGGGAACGAGGGACUACUUGAUUUUUCCGACCUGAAGCUUUACCGGCCUCGAGAAUAUGAGGCGGAGGACGGCCCCUGGGAACCGAUCUCGGGCGCUGCAGCAGCAUUGAUCGGGACAAUCGGCAACCUCUCGAUGGGUGUCGCCGACUUCCCCGUGGAAAUACUGAGGUCGCUGAGAACGGCUUCGGGAGACCUAAAAGAGAUUCGCGAGAAGAGAAAGGCUCGCAGCGGUGCGUCUACACCUAUUCCUGGAGGGGAGGCCGCAAGCAUAAACGAGGCAAGGUCUAGUGAAGAAACAUCAACCCCAACGCUGUCAUCUGCUGCAUCAACAUGGGCAAUGUCAGAAAAAAGCCAGGAGGCUGGGUCAGCUUUGCCGAAGGGAAACGCGAUGGCAACUGUUAUGUCGGCAGACGGAUCUAUAAGGAGCCCUCAAUCUCACCGUCGCAGUUCCUCGCAUCACCGCUCUCGUUCUGGGUCGCCUUUGCCGCGUGCCGAAGGUGGCCGGACUCCAUCCACAGGCGAGGAGGUUGGUCAGGUCUCACUUGAGACAGCCAUAGAUGGAGUCAGAGCUGUUGGAAAGAUUGUUUCGGCUGGGAUGAAAUCUCCCCUUGAUUUUACACUAUCGUUGGCCAAAGGUUUCCACAAUGCCCCCAAGUUAUAUGGUGACGACACAGUCCGUCGAAAUGAGAAGAUUGUGGACUUCCAGUCAGGCUUGAGGGUCGCAGGAAAGGAAUUUGGCUACGGGUUCUACGAUGGCAUAACAGGACUGGUCACUCAACCUAUGGCAGGUGCCAAGAAGGAGGGAGCUGCUGGCUUUAUCAAAGGAGCGGCCAAGGGCUUCGGAGGACUUAUCCUCAAACCUGGUGCGGCAAUAUGGGGCCUGCCAGGGUAUACAGCGAAAGGACUCUACGCGGAGAUCUCCAAACGGUUUGGCAGCUCGGUGCAGAACUACAUUAUUGCUGCUCGAGUUGCCCAAGGCUACGAGGAUUGGAAAACAAGUACUCCUGAGGAGAGGGCACAGAUUGUUUCUAAGUGGAGGGAGAGCUUACCUGAACCUCGGAAAAGUGGAGCACCUCAGAAGAAGGAGAAGGAGCGCGAGGCACCAGUCGAAAGCGAUACCGGAACGCAAACGCAAACUGGAAGUGGUGAAUCUACGGAACUGCCUAGUGGCUUCUGGAACACAAGACAUCUCAGCUUCGACGAGCGAAAGGCGCUUGCGGCAAAACGUGACCAACUGAAGAAAGAACAGAAGGAGUUGCAGCGACGAGAAAAGGAGGCUAAGAAGGCGGAGAAGAAGAGUGCUACCAAGGCAAAGAUGGGGAGCAACUUCCGGCCUGCUGACCACGAGAACAGCCAGCCCGUGAACCUGGAUGAUGCUUAUGAACACGCCAUUCAGACCUCGAUUGAAGCCACGAGCAGAGGUGACCCGGUAGAGGAUGCGCUCAUUGAAAGAGCGCUUCGCGCCAGCUUGCGAGAGUUGCACGGGGCAUCUAGGUCUAGGGCCACAACUAACAUGGACGAGAACGACGAAGCCUACAACUUGGCGAUCAAGGCAAGUAUGCAAGAGUACAAGGCCGCACAGGCUGAGCAACAACAGUCUGCGUCGGGUGGAUCUGCAUCUGUUGCUGUUGAGCAUGCCGAAGGAGAAGAAGAAGAAGAAAAAGAUGAUGAGCUUGAAAAGGUGCUUAAGCAAAGCCUGGAAGAGUUCAAGGCUGCGCAGCCUGUAACUUGGGGUGACCGCACUGGCUGGAAACAUUCCGGCGAGCACGAGACCAAUAUUGCUCCCACCGCCGAUGACGACGGCGAAUCUGAUGACGAGGCGUUGAGACAGACAUUAAAGGAGAGCCAAAGACUCCACGUGGAGAAUGAGCAGAAGAAGAAAGGCAUUGCUGGUCUAGAAGCCUCGAUGAUGAUGACAGGUGGUCUAGAUGAUGGCCCCGCUGUCGCUAACGACCUGCCCGGGAAGCUCGAGCUUGACGAAGGUAUCGGUGACGGUGAGGAACAGGAUUCCGUGCAAGGUGAACAACAGCCACACCGGCAGGAGAGCAGUUCUCUGAGCAAGCAGCGGACGGAGGAGGAGAUUGUGCUGGAAUACGUCAAGAAGCAGAGCUUGUUGGAGCAGGAGCUGGAGAAUGCUCAUCAGGGGUCGGGGUCGGCCCCGUCCGGCCCUGGGACCAGUGGAUAA
This is a messenger RNA of Exophiala dermatitidis NIH/UT8656, 4089 nucleotides long. Its product is annotated as sterol 3beta-glucosyltransferase. The coding region runs from base 1 to 4089 and encodes 1362 amino acids. The record is from RefSeq and is a predicted model, not a curated record. Gene Ontology annotation, biological process: carbohydrate metabolic process. Gene Ontology annotation, molecular function: hexosyltransferase activity; UDP-glycosyltransferase activity. The transcript has a single exon. Lineage: Eukaryota; Fungi; Ascomycota; Eurotiomycetes; Chaetothyriales; Herpotrichiellaceae.